Molecule: messenger RNA, 3412 nt
Organism: Hyposmocoma kahamanoa
Lineage: Eukaryota; Metazoa; Arthropoda; Insecta; Lepidoptera; Cosmopterigidae
Exons: 2
Coding region: 362-3268 (968 amino acids)
Source: RefSeq, a predicted model, not a curated record
CCCGCGCCUCCCCGCGCUUCGACCCCGCAAACGCUGCGAAAAGGAUAAAAGGCGCGCGCGACACGGCCAACGCGUUCACUCCAGCGCCGAGCUCGCCCGCAACAGCAACAAAUAAACAGAAGACUCCGGCCCGCAUUCAGUCCAGCGCCAGCCCGCAACAGCGACUAUAGAAAAGACCUCAACAGUACCGUACAAAGCUGCAAUACGGCUGUAACCAGCAUUUUUAUUUCGACCCUCACCGUCUCGGAGCGUAAAGAACCACUAGCUCAGUGGCGGUACGAAUCCCGUGCCGUACAUUGAACUGGUCCUUCGAGCCGGAUAGUACAUAGACGCUCCUAGACGGAAACAACACAGCACGAAGAUGCCCAUUACACGCCGUAUGCGUGCAACUGUUACGGAACAGCCCAACGAGAACGCUGGACCAUCGAUAGCCACAGAAAAGGGAGUUUCGUCGGGCACCAAUAGCUCCGCGACUACAGCAGUCACUGCAACCGAAGUGAUGAACACCACCGAGUCAACGGGCCUUCCACUGACGGCGCCCCGAGACAACGACCGUACUACAGCGGCGGGAGAACGCAACACAGAAACUAGUCUCCACGCACCUACAGUAUUGGGAGGCGCCCGCUUACCGCCUCCACCCGCAUCUACCACCACGAAGAAAUCAUCGCGCAGCGCUCGUAUAGCGAAAGAGCGCGAAAAACUCUUGCACCUUCAAGUCCAACUCGCCGCAGCGCGUAUAGCGCGUAUAGAAACUGAAGACUCUGAUACUGACGAAGACAUAGCAGAAUCAGAACCGCAGCGACGAGUAUCAGAAUGGCUCGACGACAAGCACGCGUGUUUUGCCUGCGAUGUGGAAACACGAGAGAAGACUGGUCCACUUACACAGCUGCGUCCAUCGCUACAACAGAAGCAUGAACAAUAUUGGCCUACCGCCCCUCACCCCGCUCCAACGACACGUAUAGUACAGAAGAACGAAGAUAUUCCACACGAACAGAAGAUCGCAGUGAAAACAGAAGCAAUUACUGUCAUCGAACUAGCGAAAGCAAUCGCUAUCGCCGGGCGAGGAAGGCAGCAUUCCAUAGAACUUCCAAUCUACAGUGGAUCUCAUGUGGAAUGGUUGUCAUUCAAGGCGGCCUACGACGAAACAGCCUCAUCAUACAGCGAAGUAGAAAAUAUAGCCCGUCUUAGAAGAAGCCUACGUGGAAACGCAAAGGAAGCGGUCGAGAAACUUCUAAUCUACAGCGCCAACACGACGGACAUCAUGAAGACACUAGAAUUCCGCUUCGGCCGCCCAGACGCCAUAGCACUCGCCGAGCUGGAGCAGCUGCGCGCCCUCGCGCGCCCUACAGACUCACCGAAAGACAUCUGCAUCUUCGCUACUAAGGUUGGCAACAUAGUAGCAACGCUCCGCGCCCUACGAAUACAGUACUACCUCUACAACCCAGAAGUAACGAAGACUACAAUAGAGAAGCUUACACCAUCGAUGCGCUACAGAUGGUACGACUUCGCCGCCGAGCAACCGACCGAAGAAGCAGACCUACUAAAGCUCACACGCUUUCUAGACAGAGAAGCAAUACGUUGCGGACCCUACGCCCAGCCAGAGGGCGCUUCCGCAGCCACAGCCAACUUCACACAGCCGCAGAGAUUUACGACAGGCGGACGAAAACCAGUACAGAAAAUAUACACAACUACCGAACAGUCAACGUGCACGCUCUGCAACAGUACGGAACACGAAGCCGCAUCCUGUUCACGAUUUUUAGAAGCAGACAGUGACGAACGAUGGAACAUAGCUAAAGCAAAAAACCUCUGCUUUAGAUGUCUGAAGUAUCGAAGCAAGAAACACGGUUGCAAACGAAUAUGCUGCGGCACCGACGGAUGCACACGUUGUCAUCACAACCUCCUUCACUUUACUAAGAAAGAAAAAGAAGACGGCGAGCCAAGAACAGAAAAAGUAGCGAGCACCUGGACUACUGCGGGCCGGAGUACCUAUUUAAAAAUGGUACCGAUACGAGUAUGCGGGCCGAAACGCAACGUGAAUACUUUCGCUCUCCUAGACGACGGGUCCACAGUCACACUCGUCGACGCCGACUUAGCAACAGAGACAGGAGUCAAGGGCCCAAUCGAACCGCUGCACAUCGAAGCCAUCGCCAACGAACAAAUGAGCUCACCUACAUCGCAACGCGUCACUUUACACAUUGAGGGAGCGCCGCGCACCGUCAAGAUACAAGCCAGAACUAUUAAAAACCUGCAUAUAUCACCGCAACGCAUCACAGAAAAAGAUCUUGACAACUGCAAGCAUUUCGACGGACUCAUCGACCAACUGCGCUAUGACGAAGCUAAGCCAAGAAUACUCAUAGGCCAGGACAAUUGGGAGCUGCUAAUAGCAUCAGAAACGAGGCGUGGAGCGCCUCACUUACCAGUCGCAUCGCUCACUCCACUCGGGUGGGUGCUUCACGGCGCGCGCACUCGUAUACUAGGUCAGCGAGUGCACUACGUCAACCAUCUCGCCAGUACGGAAGACAACAUAGACGCGCAACUCAAGCAGUACUUCUCCAUCGAGUCACUCACCACAGCACCAAGAAGACCGACUAGCGACCCAGAACAGCGUGCACUCGAUUUACUCAAUGCACGUACCACACAGUUACCGAACGGGCGUUAUGAAACAGGCCUAUUGUGGCGCGAUGAAGACAUAGACAUGAAAAAUAAUUACGAGAACGCAUACAAGAGGCUGCUCUCAAUAGAAAAGAAGAUAGAUCGUGAUCCACAACUACAACAGAAGUAUGAAGAGCAGAUGGAAGCACUUAUCACCAAGGGCUACGCAGAAAUAGCACCUGCACAGAAACACAGAAAAAAGACGUGGUACUUGCCUCAUUUCUCCGUAAUCAAUCCAAUGAAGCCUGGAAAAGUGCGAGUGGUACACGACGCAGCUGCCAAGACUAAGGGUAUCUCACUCAACGACCACCUCCUCACCGGACCCGACCUGCUACAGUCGCUGCCCGGCGUGCUCAUGCGACUGCGUCAGCACCGCACAGCGACGCGCGACGUGCCAGUACCCUUCGACGCAUCACAUCGCUGGUUUCAAGGGCCGUCUUUUCUCCGCGACGACCCCUCUGCCGCAAGAAGAAAGAAAAAACAAACUACAAACGAACAGCCAAGAAGACAGAAACUGAUCCUAAUUGGAGCCGCAAGCACAAACACACAUCCGUACAACGUCCACCGCCACAACUACGCCGCGCUACUACACAGAAGACACAGUACAAACAGUUAGACGCGGCCACAAUAGAAGCGGCGGAACAUUUAAUCAUACGCGCCAGUCAACAGCACAGUUUCAAAGAAGAAAUUAAGGCGCUAAACAACGCUCAACUAGUAGCGACAGAUAGCCGCCUGCGCCCCCUAGCGGUGGAGAUAAUAA